AUUUAAUCCGAUGGAGUUUGUGCAGUUUAUUAAAUUCAUAAUUUAAACAAGCAAAUGCAAGCCGCAGCUCUCUAUUGUUUAGUUGGUUCAAUAAUGACUUGCAUGAUGGCUGCAAUUUAAGCUGUUCAUUUGGUGCCAGUUGGCGGCUACUGGAUUCAAUUUCGAGAGUAAUUCGCCGCCGUAUGCUGUUUGUCUUGGGUAACGAGUCGUUACCUUUAACAAGUAACGGAAAUACACUCUUCCCUACGUCGCAUGUUUUUUUUAACUGUAAAACGAAAUGGAGCCAAAAUUUUCGUUGCCUUCGCCAAAUUUCAAUAAAAAAUCACAUGAACCCACCAAGAAUAACUUGCAUUACCUAACUCCAUGUGGUAUGACUCUGCUUCCACGUGCGAAACAGCCGCCUCCCAUGUAUGGACCGCGUGGGAGCACAGUGCCCCCAAAGUUUUUCAAAUUGGAGAAUCAACAGAACAGCAAUGAAGCACAAUCAGUUUCAAGCAGAGCGCCGCCGAGAACCGAAUACUGUGCCAACUGCAGCAUGGAGUUGGCUACGGCGCAAGACAUGAGACUGCAUUUGGAGCAGCAUGAGCAAUGUCCUUCCGAGGAUUGCAGCUUUGCAGCCAUGACCAGCAUUUUGGAGCAGCAUAUUGAGGCAAAUCACAUAACGGGCUUGUACAAAACCGUAAAAAAGGUUUGGACGCCUGAGGACGUUGCCGCCUGGCGUGCGGAACGUUGCAAGAGAUUUCCAACUGCGGCCAAUGUGGAGAUUGCCAAACAGGCCAAGGAGCAGCGCUUGAAACGCGGCGAGCGCCUUGAGGCAUCUAAGACCCGCUUCGGUAAGCCGGAGGACCGGCGACGCACGCGUCCACAAACCAAUAACAGGGAUCAUCCAAAGAAAACAAACAAGCCCAGAAACAAAAGUAAUACUCAGGUAGCACGAAUAGAGCCUCAGAAGCCGCAGACGAGUCCUGUAACCACCGAAAAACAUAUUGCUGUAGGUACUAUAGGCCUACGUUCAAUCUGCUCGUCCACGUUUCGCGGAACAAGUAAAAUGACAGAUUACAAGCAUGUUAAGACAAAGGAGAAAGACAAGGUGAAUGCAUUGAGCAGUAUGCUGGGCAUGUAUGGAACAGACAGCGAGAAUGAAGAUGAAACGUCGGACGCCGAUAAUAGUGAUGAGAUUGAUUUUUCACCAGUAUCUCGGGUAGAACCUAAGACAGGUGUAGACACAAUAGUCGAGCUAGGAAAGGAUGUGCAGUCCAUAGAUAUGCCUGCGCUAAAAUGCCCUGCAAUGCCUCUGGUUGAUAUUGAAACAAAACCGCCCUCGGAAAAUGGCUCAGGCUCUUGCGACGAAGCACCAGAGGAAUUGCCCAUUGAGCGGAAAACUGAAACAGAUUCAGCUCCCAGCACAACAAAAGAACAGAUUAAUCCAAAAGCAACUGAAAAGUGCAAAUCGAAUACUGUUUCAAAUGUUAAGCGUCCCGCACCAAAGAAAGUACACUCAGGUUUAAAUUACAAGCGAGCGCGUCGCGUAAGUCACCAGAACACGAUGCUGUCCAAGCUGCUGGCACCCGAUAUACGUCACGAGCGGAAUGUUUUGCUGCAAUGUGUGCGGUACGUGUGUGAGCAGAACUUCUUUGGCAUCGGGAAAAGCGGGCUCGUACCGGAUUUAAGGUAACAGCAAAACAGAUUAUUAAAAACGUAACUUAAGUUUAAUGCGUACAAAAAA
Molecule: messenger RNA, 1726 nt
Organism: Drosophila novamexicana
Lineage: Eukaryota; Metazoa; Arthropoda; Insecta; Diptera; Drosophilidae
Gene: Nufip
Product: nuclear fragile X mental retardation-interacting protein 1
Exons: 5
Coding region: 278-1675 (465 amino acids)
Biological process (GO): box C/D snoRNP assembly
Cellular component (GO): nucleus
Molecular function (GO): RNA binding
Source: RefSeq, a predicted model, not a curated record